AUGGAGAACACUACAGGAGCAAUGAAGUUCAUUUGUGUGACUCUGCUGAUUAUUAGUGGAAUUACAGAUUCGAGAUCAGACCUGCUCUCUUUCUCUUUUACAGAGCAGUAUGAAGCAGUGGGUCCUGCAGAUGCUGUUCUUGCUGUAGCUGGUGAAGAUGUGAUUCUGCCCUGUUCAGUCAAACCCAACAUCAGUGUUGUGGACAUGAGAGUGGAGUGGUUUAGACUUGAUCCGAAAGACUCAAAACUAGUUCAUCUCUAUGAGGAUCAUGAAGACAGAAACACAAAUCAGAUUGAGUCCUACAGAGGGAGAACAAAACUGAAUCAUCAAGAACUACAGAGAGGAAACACAUCACUCAAACUCUCAUCAGUCCGAGUCUCUGAUGAAGGACUUUAUAAGUGUUUUAUUCAGUCCAAAUCCUGGUCUGAUGAUGCCACUGUUGAUUUCAAUGUUGAAGCUGUAGGACGUCCUCCAGUGAUCACUGUAGAUGGGUUUGAUCAUUCAGGAGGACUUCAUCUACUGUGUGAAUCUGAAGGUUGGUAUCCUGAACCUGAUCUUGAGUGGCUGAACAGUGAAGGAGUCAGUUUGAGUUCAGAAACUACAGAAACACAGACAGAUUCAGUGUGA
Messenger RNA from Labeo rohita (rohu), 627 nucleotides. RefSeq names its product butyrophilin-like protein 3. Bases 1 to 627 code for a protein of 208 amino acids. The record is from RefSeq and is a predicted model, not a curated record. The transcript has 4 exons. NCBI's taxonomy places the organism in Eukaryota, Metazoa, Chordata, Actinopteri, Cypriniformes, Cyprinidae.